Messenger RNA from Clunio marinus, 2844 nucleotides. Lineage: Eukaryota; Metazoa; Arthropoda; Insecta; Diptera; Chironomidae. The record is from the annotation of a GenBank genome assembly.
GUAAAAGAUCAAACUUCAUUCGCUUCAAUCGCGUUUUUCAUGUUUCUUUAAAUUUUUACACUUUCCGGCUUGAAUUUGUUUUUAAAACUGCACACAAACCUUCCUUUUGGAUAUAGUAUCGGUGCUGAGAAGAAAAUUAAAAAAAAAAUACAUAAAAAGUGCUAAAAUAUCAGGAAAAAAUAUCUUGAAAAUAUUAAAAAAAGGCAAAGUGAAAUAAUUAAACCUGAGUCAAAAUGAAUAAAUCCUGUGCCCGUUGCUCAAAAGUGGUUUACCCAAUAGAGGAAUUAAAAUGUUUGGAUAAAGUAUGGCACAAGACGUGCUUCAAGUGCACAGAAUGCAACAUGGCACUCAAUAUGAAAACAUACAAGGGCUUUAACAAAAGUCCGUAUUGUGAAGCACACAUCCCAAAAGCGAAAGCCACAACAAUAGCCGAAACACCCGAAUUGAAGAGAAUUGCUGAAAACACUAAGAUUCAGUCAAAUGUGAAAUAUCAUGCCGACUUUGAGAAGUCAAAGGGAAAGUUGACACAGGUCGCUGACGAUCCCGAAACUUUGAGAAUCCGACAAAAUACGAAAAACAUUUCUAAUGUUGCAUAUCAUGGCGAUAUUCAAAAGAAAGCGGCAAUGGAACGUCAACGUGAGAUCACAGAAAUUGUUGAUAAUCGAGACAACAAUGAAUCUGAAUACUUUUCCGAAACGUUAGCUGCUGAAUCAUUGCCACAUUAUCAGCCUGUGCCGUCGCCUUUGAAGGAAUCACCAUCACCAACAGCAACAUCACCAUAUUUGUCAUUCGAUGCGACAAAUCAUGCCAAUAAUGAUGGUCAACAACAACAACCGCAUCAUCAACAAAUGACGUCAUCAUCUGUACAACAACAUCAUAGCAAUAUGAUUAAUAACAAUCCAAAAUAUCAUCAACCACCUAAUUACAACAACGGCAACAUGAUAACAAAUGGCAAUGUACCAGUUCGAAACAAUGUUGUAAUGAGUGCUUCGAUUCCUUCGGGUGGCGUGUCAGCAUCAUCACAAAUGCAGCAACAAUUGCAGCAAAAGUAUUACGAUCAAUACGAAAACUACUCUAGACCGAGUCCAUCGUCGAACGGUAAUAAUGGUGGAGUAAAUGGGAACAGUAUUCAUCAGAAUGGUAUGAAUCACAACACUUCCUACAAUGGAACGAAGGGAUAUAGUGGACAUCCCCAACAAUUGACAAGCAGUUACAGUCAACAACAAAUGGCUUAUAACAAUCAUUUCUCGAAUCAUCAGAAUGGCGGAUCAGGUGUUGGCAAAAUUGCUGAUUAUGAUCCGUUGACAGAUGGACCACGAAAUAUUCCACAAGCAGCUCGUCCUAAUCAAACCUUGAUUUAUAGUUCAGAUCGUGCUGCACUUUCAAUGCAAAAUCAGCAGCGACGCAUUGGCUCUGUUAAUGAUAUCGAUCCACUUAAUGGAUAUUAUAGUUCAGCUGCUCAAGAACAACAAUAUUUGCUUCAACAACAGCAGCAGCAACAGCAGCAACAAUAUUUAGAGCAUCAGCAACGACUUGCUCAACAAUCACAACAUCAACAUCAUCAACAACAGCAACAUCAUCAACAAAAGGUUCAGUCUCAGCCUCAAAAUAGCAAUCACCAACCACAGACAAAGUCAAUAUCUAAAGUGCGAGUUUACCGAGCACUUUAUGACUAUGAAGCUCAAGAUAAUGAUGAGGUCAGCUUUACCGAAGGGGAUUUAAUUUUCGAAGUGAAUUCCAUUGAUGGUGGAUGGAUGACAGGUCGUGUAGAGCGCACCGGGCAAAUCGGAAUGUUGCCAGCCAAUUACAUUGAAUUGCAAAUGAUUUAAAUUCUGUUGAAGUAUUUUUACAUUUUUCCUUGAAAUUUAAACUUUUUUAGUAUCUAUAUACACAUAAAUUAAACUACACAAACAUAUGCAAAAAAUUGACACUUUCUGCUAUCUUAAAUAAUUAAUCUGCAUUAUUAUAAAAGAUUAACUUUUUUUUCUUUUCAUUUUUGCUUCAAAUCUUCUUCCUAAGAUUUCGUCCAAAGUCGCCAAAAGCAAUUUAAUAAGAAGAAAAAUAUUAGAAAGUGCACUUACAUCUUCAACAUUAUCAGUCAAUCAACUAAAUAGAUUUAUUAUCUUCUUAUGAAACUUUUGAUAAUUCCUGAAUGUUUAAAUGUAAAAACAUUUCCAUCUGAAAUUAAACCCCUUAAAACAAUGUGCUAAAUUUUUAUUGAAAUUAUUCAACUAAAGAAAAUAAGCUGUUUUCAAGUUUUCACUUGUUUUAUAUCGUAGUUAAGGAUUAAAAUGAAAAUUAAACUGUUUGAAACGAGUGUGAAUCGUAAGAAAUUGAAAAAUUUAUUGAAACGAUGAUUAUUUUGAGAUGAUUUAACAUGAUGUGGGUAUAAAAACUAAAGAAAUAUUUGUAUUCAAUAAACUAUAAUUAAUGAAUAUAUAUCUAGAAAAACGGUUCUAAAUGAAUAUGUAAUGUGGAGGAACUAAAGUUUUUCCAUUUAUAAGAAAAGCUUAAGAUCGUAGGUGAUAGAGCAAUAAAAAUAUACAAUUUGUAGAAUCAUAUAUGUAAAUAAGCGAAAAUCCAUUUAAUUGUUUAUUAAUUUUUUCAUUUUUCUGCUCAGAUGUCAAAGAUCGAUUCUGAAAUUCGAAUAAAGAAAUGUAUGGAAAACUAAAAUAUUAUUUUAAUUAUCUUUUCCGUUCAUUUUUUAUUUGUUCUCCAGUAUUUCAGUCUUAGAUAAUCAAAUUAAAUUUUCCCUACCUUCUUCUUCUCUCUCGCUUACGCCAACUGCUUAAAUUAAAUUAAAAAAGAAAUAAAGUCCCGCAAUAAAAAUUCAAAAACCUCUGC